This is a messenger RNA of Metarhizium album ARSEF 1941, 1239 nucleotides long. RefSeq names its product DnaJ domain or J-domain containing protein. The record is from RefSeq and is a predicted model, not a curated record. Bases 1 to 1239 code for a protein of 412 amino acids. Gene Ontology annotation, cellular component: endomembrane system. The transcript has 3 exons. Lineage: Eukaryota; Fungi; Ascomycota; Sordariomycetes; Hypocreales; Clavicipitaceae.
AUGAAGAUCGCGCAUCUCUCCCUCGGGCUGCUGUCCCUUCUCACGCCGCUCACGGCCGCGUGGAGCAAAGAAGGCAAGGCCACAUAUCGUGAGAUCUUCCGACUCCGCCAUGAAAUAUCCGCAUACGAGCCCAACCCUGAUUCGACCUUUUACGACAUACUUGGCGUGCCUCCCACUGCCUCUGCAGAUGACAUCAACAAAGCCCUUCGAAAGAAGACUGUAGCCCUGCACCCCGACAAGGUCGUGCAGCGCUUGAAGGCCAAACAUCUAAAGAAGGCCGGUGGCAAGGGAAAGAAGAGCAGUGUCAAGCCUCCGACUGCGGCCGAGAUCAAGGCUGCUGUGAAGCAAGCUUCGGAGCGCCAGGCCCGGCUCAGCCUGAUUGGCAACAUCUUGAAGGGUCCGUCUAAAGACCGCUACGACCACUUCCUCUCCAAUGGAUUCCCUCUCUGGAAAGGCACCGAUUACUACUACAACAGGUACCGGCCCGGCUUGGGAACUGUCAUGGUUGGCCUUUUCGUCAUUGGUGGUGGCGCCAUUCACUACCUGAUCCUGUACAUGAGCUGGAAGCGGCAGCGCGAGUUUGUCGAGCGCUACGUCAAGUUUGCCAGGGACACAGCUUGGGGCGGAAGUCUGGGCAUUCCGAACCUUGAGCCUCGCGUUCCCCCCUCGGCUACGGCGUCGGACGAUGAGACGCCUCCGCCAGUUCCCCAAAAUCGAAAGGAACGCCGUAUGCAGGAAAAGGAGGCCAAAAGGGAGGGUUGCCGCGGCCGUGCAAAGAAGACUACUAAGAAGACUCCCAACGCCUCUCGUGAUGAUUCGGCCGGCCCUACUGGUGUUCGCAGGAGGGUCGUUGCGCAAAACGGCAAAAUCCUCCUAGUCGACUCUUUGGGAGACGUCUACUUGGAGGAGGAAGACGAUGAAGGCAAUGUCAAUGAGUAUCUCCUCGACCCUAAUGAGCUUGUGCAGCCCUCCUUCAAGGACACCGCUGUUGUGCGUCUCCCCAUGCACAUCUUCGACUUGACUGUCGGCCGUUUCAUUGGUAACAAUGACGCGAUUCCCGACACCCAAACUGCCGGAGCUGAGGAAGUGGUUGAUGCAUCUCAGCAAACGUCCGGCAGCGAGUCUGCGGGCGACGACUUUGAGCUCCUAGACAAGAGCACAGACUCUCUCGGCAAGGCGAAAUCCUCUGGAAUGGACAAGAGCGGCAAGUCUUCAAAGCGCAGGAACAAGAAGCGAUGA